Messenger RNA from Mangifera indica (mango), 2237 nucleotides. RefSeq names its product pentatricopeptide repeat-containing protein At4g21300-like. The record is from RefSeq and is a predicted model, not a curated record. Gene Ontology annotation, molecular function: RNA binding; protein binding. Lineage: Eukaryota; Viridiplantae; Streptophyta; Magnoliopsida; Sapindales; Anacardiaceae. Bases 147 to 1586 code for a protein of 479 amino acids. Gene Ontology annotation, biological process: RNA modification. The transcript has a single exon.
AUACGUCUUUGCUUUCUCGCUGAAUUUCAGUUACAUUAAUCUCAUGGAUUCCUACCUUUAUACUUCCUGCUCUUAACUAUUUAUAAUAGACUAAGAACACAGGGACGUUUUAUGAACGCUUCAACCUUUUUAUCAGCCUCAUCUUGAUGUCAGGUCAAUUCCACCUUCACACCCUAAAAAGCUUCAAUUCCAUCACUCAAUUUUUACUUACCUACUCCGAAACCAAAAAUCUAAGAGGCGUUAAGACUCUCUAUGCCCACCUAUUUAGAACAGGCUUACUCUACUCUGCCGACAUUAUUCAAACUAAACUCAUUUUUGCGUACACGAUAUGCCUUCACAAAAACAACCUUAAAACCUUUACGAACUGCUUUAAAUUUAUAAACCACAACAACCCAUUACCCUUUAAUGUUCUUAUAUCUGAUUUUUGUAGAAAUGGGUUAUUUUUUUGUUCUCAAAAAACCUUGUCUUUCAUGCAUUUUCAUGGUGUUCCUUUAGAUACUUAUGCUUUAUGUAGUUCUUUGGCGGCAUCAUCUUCUACAAAAGAAGUUACAUUUGGAAAAGAAGUACAUGCCCAUGUUAUAAAAUCUGGCUGGUUGUCUAGUGUAUUUGUGGGCAGUGCUUUGGUUGAUUUGUAUGCAAAAUUAUCAUAUCUUACUGAUGCCAAAAUGGUAUUCGAUGAAAUUCCCGUAAAGAAUAGUGUGUCUGCAAAUGCGCUUUUAUGGGGUUAUUGUGAGGCUAAAUUCUGGGUUAAGGGUCUUGAAUUAGUUCGAUUGAUGCCGAUGCUGAAGUUAGAGUAUGAUCACUUCACAUUAUCAGCAAUGUUACGUGCCUGUGCUGGACUAUCUGCCACCGAAUUUGGUAGGCAGGUGCAUGCUUAUUUGAUACGUAAAUUCAAUGCGGAAGAGAAUGAUGUAUAUAUGCAGAGUUCCUUGAUUGAGAUGUAUGGUAAGUGUGGUUUAGUGUUGAAGGCAUUGCAUGUAUUCAAUUUGGCCGGUUAUAGGCCAAGAGGUGAAAGAAACAAGGAUGUUGUUCUCUGGACUUCAAUGCUUAGUGUUUGCGGUAGAAGCGGACAUUUUGCAGAUGUGAUUAAGUUAUACAAUGCAAUGUUGAGGGAAGGAAUAAUACCAGACGCAGUGGCAUUUGUGAUAGUAAUUUCAGCCUGUGGUCACACUGGCCAAGUCAAACUUGGGAUUGAGUAUUUUGAAACCAUGGUUCGUGAUUACAAUUUGGAUCCUGGUCCAGAGCACUAUAGCUGCUUAGUUGAUUUGUUAUGCAGGGCAGGUGAAGUGGAUAAAGCAUGGAAGCUUAUAAAUGAGAUGCUCAAUAAAGGGCAAGGCACAGGCAGUGUUUCUAUGUGGGGAGCUUUACUUAGUGCUUGCUAUGAUUGUGGAAACUCCGAGUUGGGUAAACUGGCUGCUCAAAAAGCUCUCCAAUUGGACCCCCAGAAUGUUGGAAUUCACAUUAUGUUAUCAAAUAUAUAUGCUAAGUUGGGUAGGUGGGACGAGAUUGGCCAAUUGAGAGAACUGAUGAAAGAAAAAGGAUUGAAGAAGGACGUUGGCUGUAGUUGGAUUGAGGUCACAAGUUGAAUGGAGUGGAAUAGAUUCUGGAGGAGAAUCAUAUUUUAAGACAAUGGUUUCCAUUUCAUUGAAUGAGGUUCCAUACUAUGGGGCUUGCCCCAGUGGCCUGAAAUGACAAAUAAACGAAUGAUUUCAUCUAAUCACAGUUCUAAUCUCAAAGGCAAGGAAAAGAUGAACAGCUUGCUGGUUACUGAUUAAUAAUCUAAGAAUCUUGCUGAUUGUGUAAGCUGGAGAAUGAGAUGCCCAAAGAGGAACAUGGCAAUAGUAACUAUUAGUUGUUGUUGUAAACUUUCCAGGGUCAUACAAGGAUAGUGAGAUAUUAAAACUGGUUAUUGGCUGCCUAAGGGGUAGUUAAACUGGUUCCUUCAAAUGCAAGGAUUGAUGUCAUGCCAUCAAAUUUGUAUGAGUUUGAUUCAAUAUUUACGGUCAGCAAUGAAGGUAAAAUCUCCCUUUACAGUUCUCAGUUCCUAGUGAAGAAUGAGCUGCCAAAGAUGUUCACAUACUUAUUCAGCUACAGGGGGCUGAUUUUGCCAUCUUUUCCACAUCGAAGGAAAAAGUUCCUUAGUCAUGUUCAUAUGUGACUUCUUUUUCAAUUGCUUUAUUGUACUUGAACUCUGAUGUAAUCCUUCUUCAAUCAAUUUAAUUUCUUCCUUUUAGCUC